AUGCCAGCCUUCAAAGACAUGCUGGUGUUUGCAGCACUCGUUACCAUUUUGGGGCAGAGCCAGUGUCAAAAAUUACCAAGUUUUGAUCUGCUGGAGGAGUUUCAUGUGUCCGGGUCUAAAGGAGUGAAGAGAGUGGACGGAUCUCAGCCUGAGGCGGUGGCCUAUCGAGUCAACCCUUCAAUUCAUCUACGGAAGACCAUGAGUGAUGUGUAUCCAGAUGGACUUCCCUCCAACUACUCUGUCAUCGCAACAUUCAAAGUCACCAAAGAUGUUGCUAAGAAAUCCUGGGACCUGUGGCAGGUCAGUGACCCCGAGGGACGAGAGCAAGUGGGCCUGCGCUUCCAUGGAAAUACACGCUCUUUAGACUUCUUCUACAGCAGCCCCCAUGGGAGCCAGAUGCUGAGGACCUUUCACGGUGUGGAGAAGUUGUUUGACGGAGAGUGGCACAAGUUGGCGCUGAGCGUGAAGGGCAGCCAGGUGAAGCUGCUGAUAGACUGUGAGGAGGUCAGUGUGGAGUCCAUUGACAAGGAGAGACCGGUCAUUCAGCAAGGGUUCACGUCUAUAGUGAAGCGGGCUGCAGGAGACCGUUCGACAUCUGUGGAUCUCCAGCAGAUGGAUGUGUCAUGUGACCCGGAGCAGGCUUAUUCAGAGGGCUGCUGUGAGCUCUCUAAUGUGUGUGGAGGGUAUGCAGAAAUUGGCCUAACAGCUGGACGAGCGUCUUGCAAAUGCAUGCAUGGACAACCAGGCGUUCAGGGACCCCCAGGGCUAAAGGGUCACAGAGGUCUUCCAGGAGAACCAGGAGACAGAGGGAGACAAGGAAACUGGGGGAUCAGGGGAAACACUGGAGACUACGGCGUCCUGGGGGAGACAGGCCUGAAGGGUGAAGAGGGAAUCAAAGGCGAGAAAGGAAUGAGAGGACUCAGAGGCCGAGUGGGAGACAGAGGUCCAAAGGGGCUGAAAGGAUUAAAAGGGGCGGCAGGCUUCAAGGGAGUUCGGGGGCCACCUGGAGUCAUCGGAGAGACUGGGGAACCAGGAGAAGUUGGCGCUAAAGGCGAGAGAGGAUAUGAUGGGAUUCCUGGGUUUCAAGGAGUUAAGGGACAAAAAGGGACUACAGGUGCAGAGGGGCGUCCUGGACCUGGAGGAAAACAGGGUAUUGUUGGGGAUCCUGGAGAGAGGGGGGCUCCUGGAGAGAAAGGGCAGCCUGGGGUCCCAGGACCUGUGGGCAGAGCUGGCACCAUAGGACCAAAGGGCAUUAUUGGAGAUCCGGGCAUACCCGGAAGAGAUGGUGAUCUGGGAAUAGAGGCUUAUCAAGGACCACAAGGUCCCAGUGGGAAACUUGGAAAAAGUGGCACAAAGGGAGAGAAAGGCACCCUGGGGCCAGCAGGAGAAAUGGGUCUCCAAGGCCAAACUGGCCCAAGAGGUUACAAGGGUUCUGCAGGGAAACCAGGAAGACCCGGAUUUAUCGGCCCACCGGGACCAACUGGACAUGUGGGUGUGCCUGGAAAACAAGGGUCCAAGGGUGACACAGGAAUCCAGGGAAUUAAAGGAGUCAAAGGUGCACAGGGAGGACAAGGAGUCAAGGGACCAAAAGGAAAAGUAGGAGACAGGGGCGAGCAGGGUCCCCAGGGAGGACGGGGGAAGCGCGGGCCGGCGGGCCCACCUGGACGUUCAGGUUCUGUUGGUGUCAAAGGAGUUCGAGGUGAAGGAGGACCAGAUGGCUUUCAAGGGCCUCCAGGUCCACCAGGCCCGACUCUCCCCGCUCAACACGUGAUUGAGGUUUGUAAGAAAGUGGUCCUGGAGCAGAUGUCCACCUUUGCCAACUCAGUGAAGAGGACUUGUGCUGCUGUUUGUCCUCUUUAUGGGGACGUACCCAUGGGUGCACCUGGUCCCCCUGGACAGAAAGGACCCCCCGGACUUCCUGGCGAGCCCGGUAUUGAUGGUGCUGAAGGAGAAGUGGGACUUCAGGGAUUCUACGGCGAGGCUGGAGACCCAGGCCGACAAGGAGAAACAGGUGACAAAGGAGAGCAGGGUGAUAAAGGAGCCAAAGGAUACGGUCUACCUGGCCACCCUGGAGACCAAGGACCACAGGGUCAGCGCGGACGUCAGGGCAGAGCCUUCAACGGGCAGCCAGGAAAGCAGGGUGAGAGGGGACACGUUGGCCGACCUGGACUCAGGGGACACCCGGGUCUCAGAGGACCUCCAGGUGUUUGUCUCACCACAGGGUGUGCUCAGCUGGAACCCCCCAGUGUGCCACCUCAGCCGGCGCCGCGGAGGUUGAGGAAUCGCCAGUAG
Cheilinus undulatus (humphead wrasse) is the source of this 2292-nucleotide messenger RNA. Its product is annotated as collagen alpha-1(XXII) chain. Bases 1 to 2292 code for a protein of 763 amino acids. The transcript has 26 exons. Lineage: Eukaryota; Metazoa; Chordata; Actinopteri; Labriformes; Labridae. The record is from RefSeq and is a predicted model, not a curated record.